Messenger RNA from Doryrhamphus excisus (bluestripe pipefish), 1074 nucleotides. RefSeq names its product homeobox protein XHOX-3. The record is from RefSeq and is a predicted model, not a curated record. Gene Ontology annotation, molecular function: DNA-binding transcription factor activity, RNA polymerase II-specific; RNA polymerase II cis-regulatory region sequence-specific DNA binding. Gene Ontology annotation, cellular component: nucleus. Gene Ontology annotation, biological process: regulation of transcription by RNA polymerase II. Lineage: Eukaryota; Metazoa; Chordata; Actinopteri; Syngnathiformes; Syngnathidae.
AUGGAGAGCAGAGAGGAGAUGGUGAUGCAGACGCGCAAAAGCACCCCGGCUUUGGCUGAGGGCAGCCCGGGCAAAGGGUCGCAAAGGAAGCCGGACCAAAGGAGCUGUCUGAGUCCCUUCCCAAACGCGAGGACGGAUGCUGUGAUAGAGGAAAUCGCCCGGAGGAGUAUGUGCACGGAUAUGGGAGACAGGCACCGGAGGGAUCCCCCCCUCAAAGACGCCAGCAGCUCGGACACAGAGUCUGACUUCUACGAGGAAAUCGACGUGAGCUGCACCCCUGAAAGCAUGGACUACCCUUCAGCUAAAGGUCGAAAUGGAGAUUCACCUGGUCUCCCAAGUGACUCUGGUUCGGACCCAGGUAAGGCCGUGCCAGGCCAAGGCUCUUUGUCCUACUCGGCGGAUCAGAUUCGGCGGUACCGGACCGCUUUCACCCGGGAGCAAAUCGCACGGCUGGAGAAGGAAUUCUACCGGGAGAACUACGUGUCCAGGCCACGGAGGUGCGAGCUGGCGGCAGCCUUGAAUCUACCGGAGACGACCAUAAAGGUGUGGUUCCAGAACCGCAGGAUGAAGGACAAACGCCAACGGCUGGCCAUGACGUGGCCCCACCCGGCCGACCCAGCCUUCUACACCUACAUGAUGAGCCACGCUGCGGCCACGGGGAACCUGCCUUACCCCUUCCCAUCUCACCUGCCGCUGCCCUACUACUCCCACCUGGGGGUGGGAGCCGGCUCCACUCCCACCCCUGCAUCCCCUUUCCCCAACCCUUUGCGCUCCUUAGACAGUUUCCGGAUGCUGCCUCACCCCUACCAGAGACCGGAACUCCUAUGCGCCUUCAGGCACCCAUCCUUGUACCAGAGUCCGGCUCAUGGGCUCGGUCCAGGGGGAAGUCCGUGCUCUUGCUUGGCCUGUCACUCAGCUCCAUCCAACGGUCUCUCAUCCAGGGCCCCGGCCUCGGACUUCACCUGCGCCCCAAGCAGCAGGACUGAUGCUUUUGUCACUUUCACGCCUUCCGUGCUCAGCAAAUCUUCUCCCGUGACAGUGGACCAGAGGGAGGAGGUGCCUCUCACCAGAUAA